UUAUAAAUAUAUAGUACAUAACAAACACAAUUUCGAUCAGUUGCUUUAAUUCUUUUCAACAAACAAGUGCUUCGUUUGUAGGCUAUAAAAAUAAUAUUGAUAAGAUGUCUUAUAGAGUGGAACAAGUAACCGACUCUUAUGCAUUUCUCGGCGAAGGACCCCACUGGGAUGCUGAAACACAAAACCUCUACUUUGUCGAUAUUCCCAAAUCUACAUUGCUACGCUAUGAUUAUAAAGAGGAUAAAACCUACAGAGCUACGGUAGAGAACGAGAAACAAACUUCCUUCAUUAUACCAGUCGAAGGCGAGGUUGGCAAAUUUGCUGUAGGUUGUGGAAGUCGUGUGGCUAUCGUAGCUUGGGAUGGUGUGGCGCCAAUUGCAAAAGUUGAACGUACUGCCUAUACACUGCAACAAGGCGACGAAGUUUGUAAACAUAAGUUUAAUGACGGCAAGGCCGAUUUACGUGGUCGCCUCUUUACUGGUACCAUCUACGGUGAAUUUACAGAGUCUAAUCCACUUGCUGAAUUAUAUAGAUUUGAAAAGGGGCAGCCAAUGGCAGUUAUAAGGAAGGGAGUAACUCUUUCUAACGGGUUGGCAUGGAACGAGAAAACUAACAAAUUCUAUUAUAUCGACUCAAAAGAUUGUGAAGUUACCGAAUAUGAUUAUGAUUUGGAAACGGGCGCGAUCAGUAACCCUAAAGUAGUCUUCAAGCACGCCGAACAUCUGCCCGAUGGCAUGACUAUUGAUACGGAGGGAAAUAUUUAUGUUGCCACGUUUACAGGUCAUACGGUCUAUAAAGUUAAUCCCAGCACUCAAGAAAUUUUGCUGGCAAUUAAAUUGCCCACCAAGCAGAUAACUUCUGUGGCUUUUGGUGGACCAGAUUUGGAUAUUUUAUAUGUAACUAGCUCGUCGUAUAACGAUGAACCUGCUCCAGCUGGUUUCACAUUUAAAGUUACUGGUUUGGGUGCUAAAGGAUUACCAAUGAGGAAAGUGAGAGUCUAAAACACAAAUUCAAUAUAUGGGAGAAUGAUACCAAAUCAAUAAUAUUUGUCGCAAGAAAUAAAUAAAGAAGCAAAAUAAAUAUACUUUUCUAAUAA
Messenger RNA from Bactrocera neohumeralis, 1096 nucleotides. RefSeq names its product regucalcin-like. NCBI's taxonomy places the organism in Eukaryota, Metazoa, Arthropoda, Insecta, Diptera, Tephritidae. Gene Ontology annotation, biological process: L-ascorbic acid biosynthetic process. Gene Ontology annotation, molecular function: gluconolactonase activity; calcium ion binding. The record is from RefSeq and is a predicted model, not a curated record. Bases 105 to 1001 code for a protein of 298 amino acids. The transcript is spliced from 4 exons.